ACCUUUUUUGGCUUGGAGUUGGCGAUGCCAAACAAAACUAGAGACAGGUGAGCGAGUCAAAGAGAAGAAAUUAUCCAAAGGGACAUGCAAAGCCCGCUCUCAGAAUCUUAACUAUCAAUCCAUCCUUCAUUGAAAGCUUCACUCUCACUCUCUCUCUCUCUCUCUCUCUCUCCCUCUUCCCAACAUUUUCAAUUUCUUUAGCUCCCGUCGAGAAUGGCGUGAUUUACAUCAAGAGAAGCACCCCCAUCCCCAUGCUCGCCCCAUUUAUAAUCCCACAGAGCUACACAACCUUCUCUCUCCAUCCCCAAAAAUGGCGAGACCCACUUCCCUCUCUUGCCUUCUCUUCACUCUCUUCUCCUUCUCUAUUGCAUUGGCCAGCUCUCGCACCUUAUCCACCAUCCCCACCACCACCGUUCUUGACGUCGCUGCUUCUAUCCAUACCACCCUCAACGUCUUCUCGCUCGACCGCAAAACGAUACCCGUCGACCAGCAAGAAGAAGCUCAGCCGUCGUCUCCUUCUUCUUCUUCUUCUUCUUCCUUGACGCUGCAGCUGCAUUCACGGGCUACGCUGCAGAAACCUUCGCAGAGGGACUACAGGUCCUUGACAUUGGCCCGGCUGGAGCGCGACUCGGCCCGAGUCAAGUCCCUCGCGGCUCGCUUAGAUCUGGCCGUCAGUGGCGUCGCGAAAUCAGAUCUGAAGCCACUCGACGCGAGCGCGGAGAGAGAAAUCGGGGCCGAAGGUUUCGAGAGCCCGGUGGUGUCCGGGACGAGCCAAGGGAGCGGCGAGUACUUCUCGCGGCUGGGCGUCGGCGACCCGCCGAGCCAGGUCUACAUGGUCAUCGACACCGGGAGCGAUGUCAACUGGGUGCAGUGCGCCCCCUGCGCCGACUGCUACCAGCAAGCCGACCCCAUCUUCGAGCCGGCUUCCUCGUCUUCCUUCUCCCCUCUCGCCUGCGACACCCGACAAUGCAGGUCGCUCGACGUCUCCGAGUGCCGCAACGGGAGCUGCCUUUACCAGGUAUCCUACGGCGACGGCUCUUACACCGUCGGCGACUUCGUGACGGAGACCAUCACCCUCGGCUCCACUCGACUCAGGGACGUGGCCAUCGGCUGCGGCCACAACAACGAGGGCCUGUUCGUCGGCGCCGCCGGCCUGCUCGGCCUCGGCGGCGGCUCGCUGUCGUUCCCGUCUCAGCUCAACGCGUCCUCCUUCUCCUACUGCCUCGUGGACCGCGACUCCGACUCGGCCUCGACCCUCGAGUUCGGCUCCCCGCUGCCGCCCAACGCAGUCGCCGCGCCGCUGAUCCGGAACCCCCACCUCGACACCUUCCUCUACCUGGGCCUGACCGGGAUCAGCGUCGGCGGCGACCCGCUGCAGCUCCCGGAGGCGGCGUUCCAGCUCGGCCGCGACGGCAGCGGCGGGAUCAUCGUGGACUCGGGCACGGCGGUCACGCGCCUGCGGUCGGAGGUGUACGGGGCGGUGCGCGAAGCGUUCGCGAGGGGCACGCGGGGGCUGCCGGCGGCGGGGGGGUUCGCGCUGUUCGACACGUGCUACGACCUGUCGUCGAAGGGGAGCGUGGAGGUGCCGACGGUGGCGCUGCGGUUCGGGGACGGGGACGGGAAGGAGUGGGCGCUGCCGGCGAAGAACUACAUGAUACCGGUGGACUCCAACGGCACGUUCUGCUUCGCGUUCGCGCCCACGUCGUCGGCGCUGUCGAUCCUGGGGAACGUGCAGCAGCAGGGGACACGUGUCGGCUUCGACUUGAGGGGCUCGCGCAUCGGGUUCGUGCCCAAUAAAUGCUGAGCGCGGCUCGUGACGGCGCGUACGCUGAAUUGGCGGUUGUG
This is a messenger RNA of Syzygium oleosum, 1845 nucleotides long. Its product is annotated as protein ASPARTIC PROTEASE IN GUARD CELL 1. NCBI's taxonomy places the organism in Eukaryota, Viridiplantae, Streptophyta, Magnoliopsida, Myrtales, Myrtaceae. Gene Ontology annotation, molecular function: aspartic-type endopeptidase activity. The transcript has 2 exons. The record is from RefSeq and is a predicted model, not a curated record. Bases 311 to 1804 code for a protein of 497 amino acids. Gene Ontology annotation, biological process: proteolysis.